Heterotrigona itama is the source of this 991-nucleotide messenger RNA. NCBI's taxonomy places the organism in Eukaryota, Metazoa, Arthropoda, Insecta, Hymenoptera, Apidae. The record is from the annotation of a GenBank genome assembly.
GGCCCUCCUCCCAUCAUCUGAGGUCCGUACGGUGGUUCUCUCUUCCCAUUGUCAGUGUGACUCAUUGGCUUCGUGUGCGACGGUCCAGCCUACGUGUUCAAUUGCUUUAAACGUUAUUUCUUUUUGCCAAUUUUUGCUUCCGUCCGCCCGUUAGUGUCAGUGUCAGUGUCACACGGACGUCGACGACCACUCGAGAAAGCCUCUUCCUCUCCUCCCCUCCGGAGGAAAACGCUCGACUUUUUCCAUUCAAGUCGCGAGUAGAACUGAAGAGUAGAACUCGGCUUAGAACCGAAAGAAUCCUCCACGGACGACAGAUGCGAUCGAGCGUGUACAGCUCGGCGAAUAUACAUCCUCGUGUAUCGUCAUCGAUGAACGAGACGACGAUGAUCCCUUGGCGCGAGUACUCACAGCUGUCUGUUAACUCGGAAUUCUCCUGAAAGCCUCCUGGAUUCUGGCUAGCUUGUUCGUCGAUUGGGUAAAUUUGGUGGAUUGUAUCGGUUCGUCUCGUAUCCGUUAUCUCGAGGAUGAUCUUCGCGGCUUCCACGUGGUUAUGUAAUCUUCUUGGAUCGAGGAACUUCGAGCUUGCAGUUGCACUCUGAGAAGGAGGCAGGAGAAUCCAACACCGACAGUAUUGUCGACGUUCAAACAAUUGUAACAAAAUUGGUCCAGUUAGCCGAAAGAUUGAAACGAUGGCUAAUCAAUCGACGAAGAAAGAACUGCUGGAGGAAGCUCUUCAUUAUCAUCCGGAUGGUGGCGAGGAGGAAGUGGACAAAGAAUGGGAGGAAUUCAGCAGGCUAAUGGCGAAAUUGCGAGAAAAUCGCCGAAACAGACCGCACAGUUUUCUUUCAUCUUAAUUUCCUCCAAGUCAGAAGCUUCAGUCAUCGACAGUUCCACCGUUUCAGGUCUUUUUUUUUUCGCGAAUUUUUACGGUAGCGUGGACGUUAGAGCGACCUUUGAACAGUUGCCAAGUGGGCAAGAGGCUACAUUUUAA